This is a messenger RNA of Neoarthrinium moseri, 1161 nucleotides long. RefSeq lists its product as uncharacterized. NCBI's taxonomy places the organism in Eukaryota, Fungi, Ascomycota, Sordariomycetes, Amphisphaeriales, Apiosporaceae. The record is from RefSeq and is a predicted model, not a curated record. The coding region runs from base 1 to 1161 and encodes 386 amino acids. The transcript is spliced from 2 exons.
AUGGCCGAAGACUCAGGGGACACAUCGAACGAGGAUACGUCCGACACGCCUUCAUUUAUCGUCUUAGGCGGCCGGUCUCUUACAUCCGCCUCCACCCCAGAGUCCGGCAUCUUUGUUCCUGCCAUGUCAGAGGAGAUGGAUAUGGAUGGUGAUCUUCUGCUGCAAGUAGGGACACCCAUAGGAGCCCCAGACCCAAACUACGUCGCAACUGCUGUCUUCAGGGUCUGCUCGAGGACUUUGUCCCGUGCCUCGCCCGCGUGGAAGCGGAUGCUGUACGGUGGCUUCAAGGAAUCCAGUGGCCGUCGGGAAUCCAGAGAAUGGAAGGUAGACCUGCCAGCCGACGACCCGGCCUCGUUGGCGCUGCUCCUGAAUAUCAUGCACGGCAGGUUCGACAAGGUUCCCCUCAGUCUCUCCGAGGAAGAGUUGUACGAGGUCUCAGUACUCUCUGACAAGUACAACCUUGCACACUUCCUCCGGCCGUGGGCGCCCGGCUGGGCCAAGUACGCCUUCACCGCUCUGAAAACCCAGAAAGAUGGGCAGGACGCCGACCCUUUUGAAUCUUGGCGUGUUGAAGCCCUGCUGUGGGCCGCUUGGGAGAUGGGCGACGACGCCGCCUUUCGUACAGCUGCGAGGAAACUAGCUUUAAGGGCUUCCGUCAACGAUGAGGGAGAGCUGGUCGACGGGGACCUGCAGACGGACGGGAUGAGCCCUUUAUUCGAAAGCCAGAUGGAACCACCUUCGAUGGCAGAGAAGAUCAAGUUCACCCGUGCGAGGAUGUUGACCGCCUUGAAAGACAUAUAUGGCAAGUUCUGGGACGGUCUCAUGGCGGAUCAAAGAGGUGCUCCCAUCUGUUGUGUCUCGCACCGCGACCAUGAACGAGCGCUUUGCCAUUCCACCCUGUUAGGGUCGAUGCUCCGGUCCCUCAACAGCAAUGGACUGUUGCCUUUUCCCUCGGCCGAAGACUUCUCCGGCAACGUGUCUGCUCUGCUCAAGACGUUCAAGAAUGUUGCGCUGCUCUCUCUCCCGCAGCACAGGAGUUCCUGCGGCCUGGCGUCAACGUGGCAGUGGGCCAUUGACAACGCCAUCAAGGACAUCGUUGUUGAGUUGGAUGACUCGCAAGUUCGUCAUUUGCAGGCCCAACGCAAGAAAACAGGCCUAUAA